Pungitius pungitius (ninespine stickleback) is the source of this 1780-nucleotide messenger RNA. RefSeq names its product enolase-phosphatase 1 (gene enoph1). Gene Ontology annotation, molecular function: magnesium ion binding; acireductone synthase activity. NCBI's taxonomy places the organism in Eukaryota, Metazoa, Chordata, Actinopteri, Perciformes, Gasterosteidae. Bases 348 to 1133 code for a protein of 261 amino acids. The record is from RefSeq and is a predicted model, not a curated record. The transcript has 6 exons.
GUCUUCUUCUUCUUCGCGUGUUUGCGGCAGAGAGGCGGUCAGUAGCGCCCCCGUUGGGCGGUAGCGCGAGCUGACAGCUCUGAAAACAUGUGUGCUCACUGCCCUCUUUUACUCAAGUCAGUUGUGUGUUAGCUGCGACUGUAAUGGCAAAGCACAGCUAGAUAGCUAGCGGCCAACAACAGCUAACCCGGUGGCACGUCUCCCAGCGCUCGGAUAAGCCGCGCUCCGCUUCACCCUGUCCCGGGGGUCCGAGAACCAGCGAGGAGCGCUUACCUACUUCACCGCUGUGGGUGCUGCUAAUUACAAGCUAACGUCAGCUAACCAGCUGCAGACUCUUCUAAACAAAAAUGGCCACUGUUUCAAUUCCUGCUUGUACCAGUGCACUCUUGCUGGAUAUCGAAGGAACAACAACGCCAAUCACAUUUGUCAAGGAUAUCUUAUUUCCAUACAUCCGGGAGCAUCUGGAGGAGUAUUUGUCUAAUCACUGGGAGGAAGACGAGUGCAAACAAGAUGUUCAUCUGCUCAAGAAACAGAUUGAAGAGGACAUGAGGCAGCACCGGUCGUGCCCCGUCCACACCGUGGACCAGACUGUGCACACGGACGAGGAGAAGGCCAUCAGGGAGGUGGUGGAUAAUGUGCUGUGGCAGAUGGCAGCCGACAGGAAGUCCACAGCACUCAAACAGAUCCAGGGUCACAUGUGGCGGGCGGCGUAUGCUUCUGGGAGAAUCAAAGGCGAGGUCUACCAGGACGUGACUCCGUCCAUCAGAAGGUGGAGAAGUCAGGGCUUAAAGGUGUUCAUUUACUCGUCUGGAAGCGUGGAGGCACAGAAACUUCUGUUUGGAUACUCAGUGGAGGGAGAUGUUUUAGAUUUAUUAGAUGGUCACUUUGACACCAGUAUAGGAGCCAAAGUGGACAGCAAAAGCUACGAGAGGAUUGCCGAGCGGAUUGGCUGUCCGACCGAGGAGAUCACCUUCCUGACCGACAUCACCCGGGAGGCGAAGGCGGCGGAAGAAGCCGGCGUGAACGUGGUGGUGGUGGUCCGGCCCGGCAACAUGGAGCUGACGGAUGACGAGCGGUCCCACUACAGCCUGGUGGCCUCCUUUAGCCAGCUGGAAGUGACGGGACGUGUUUAAGGCCCGAACCACCCGGUCCUUCCCCUCUUUUUGCCCUCCUCCCUCCUUUUUGCAACUCUUCAUGUGUUUGCUUGUGGCAGUCGAAGAAGUGUAGGAGAUGCUAUCGCGGCUACGGCUAACCAUCGGACGGGGCCCCGCCCGGGGUGCCCCCUGGGGGCGGAGCCACGUCACUCACUGAACCACUCGAUUGGCUGGGAAGAGAACAGAAAAAAAACUAAACCUGUGAUCUUCUGCCCAAACCUCUCCACUGUUGACACUUUCCGCCUGGAUGUGUUGUACUUGUGUAAACAGUUUUUUUUUCCCAUCCAUGUGCUGUUUUCUCCCCCCCUCACACACACACACACACACACACACACACACACACACUCACACACACACGUUUAAUCCAGUGACUCGACCGUUUACCUGUUGUAGUGGUUUAGGAAGUAGCACUAGAUGCUGGCAGGAAGUUGUCAUUUCAAACUGUCUUAACUAGUUUGCUCGGUUAAUGGUGUCUAUUUAAAUGUGCCAUCCUCGUCAUGUUGGUGUUGGAAAGUUAAUGCAACAAAUUGCCAAAUUGAUGAUUGGUGUGUUUGUGAAACAUAAUUGGUGUUAUUCAGGAAACGAUGAUAUGAAAGCUUCCAAUAAAUGCCUUGUCUCACACAGAA